CCUGGUCACGUGGGGCGCUGUGCCAGGGCCUUGUCACGAGCCGCAGCGCGGGUGCGGGGCGCGCGCGGCGGGCGGGAUGUUCCGCAUCGAGGGGCUGGGGCCCAAGAUGGACCCCGAGGAGCUGAGGCGGAAGAUGCGCCGCGAUGUCCUCGCCUCUGUCCGCAACUUCCUCAUCUACGUGGCGCUGCUGCGGAUCACUCCUUUCAUCCUGAAGAAGCUGGACAGUAUAUGAACACUUAAGAAGAUUCAGUACAUGAAAACAUUAAAUGGACUGUAGCUGCUUCCACCGUGUGUUAAUUACAGUGUGCCAGAGGCAGACAACCACUUCUAAAGGGUUAUAAAACGUUUCACUUAAUUAUAUCUGACCUGAGGAUGGUGGCCUAGUUGGGAGUACAGGGAAGAUCUCUCUUGUCCCUGCAGGUGAAAUAUGGUCACAGAAUAUUCUCUAGCCAUGACUAGUGAUGGAACAUUUCUUGUGCUGUUUUUAAAAAAAGCCCAUCUCCAUUUUGUAUAAAGUGUGAAGCGCUGGCGAGUUGCUCUGUUAUGCAGCUACCUCUGAACUGCCACGUGCUAUGGCUGUCAACCCUGCUGAGCCUGUCUGAAAAAUUAAGUCUUUAAUGAAUCCACAAGCAGUUUGUUUUGAAAUAAAUGGAAUAGCAGUUGUGUCACUUGAA
Messenger RNA from Apus apus (common swift), 674 nucleotides. RefSeq names its product translocase of outer mitochondrial membrane 5 (gene TOMM5). Gene Ontology annotation, cellular component: mitochondrial outer membrane translocase complex. Lineage: Eukaryota; Metazoa; Chordata; Aves; Apodiformes; Apodidae. The transcript is spliced from 2 exons. The record is from RefSeq and is a predicted model, not a curated record. The coding region runs from base 77 to 232 and encodes 51 amino acids.